GUACCUGAAACCCAAAAUUCCCGUUAUUUACUUCGGUUUCGGUUAAAGCAAACCCGAAAAUCGAAAAUAUGUGUUGCCGGAAGCUUACACAUUUCUUGGAUCCUUUUUUGGUUUUUUUGGUCCUUAUCGGUUUUUUGGUUCUAAACCAAACCAAACCCGUUAUAGAACAAUUCGGGUUGAAACCGAAAACCCAAAAUUGACAGCACUCUUAUCGGUUCGAGUUUGGUUUAAACCGAAACCCAAAACCAUUAUCCCAUCCCUUGUGGUGAUCAGUUAUUUAUCCUAUUAUUUUCAUAUAUUUGAUAACAAGUCAAACGAGAUGUUCUUGCUCUGUGUUGAAUUUAAUGAUACUCUAAAAAACUAUGAUGUUCAAACGAGAAAUCAGACCUGCCGAGAUUGCAAAGCUCAAGACGAUCUCCUUUGCUUUGGAAGUGGUGGAAAUGAAGGGGUAUUUCCAGGUGGAGAUUGAGUCAAAUUGCCUGAAAGUGGUGUCGAAGUUGAAGGGAGACAACGCAUCGCUGACGGAGGAAGGUUGGCUAAGUGAGGAGAUUAGGACCCAAGCCCAAUAUCUGGGCCACAUAAAGUGGAUCUUUGCAAAGAGGGAGUGCAACAAGGCAGCCCAUAUAAUAGCCCAUACACUUUGUAAUUAAGACUCCCAUGAAAUUUGAGAGGCUAGACCUCCAAUUCUCCUAAUCCCGCAACUAACGUGGACUGUAAUCCUGUGAUGGCUAAUUAAUAAAAUUUUCAGGUGUUUUUAUGAAUAGAAAAGACCCAUGUAGUGGGGGAAUACACAUUCCGAGGCCACAAGCCCAAACAGAUUUAAUGGGAUAUGUAGCAUUUUUUUUUUUUAAGAUGUGUUCAUUAGGAUAAAACGAUUAGGCCGAACCCACAAAGGAAGUGUACAAGCUAACAAAUGCAGAAAGGCUAAUAUUACGGUGCCGCUAUAAAACUGCGGCACCGGUGACGCUAAUUCUUAUUGGGCCACAUGGAGCUGAUGUGGCAUUGACUAGGUUCAUUUAACUCAAGCCCAAAUAUUAACCGAGCAAGCUGCCCGAACCCGACCACCGUCAAACUAACGGGAUGCCUCUUUGUCCAUUUAGUUUUUCGUUUAAUUACAUUCAUUUUUCUCAAGAAAUAAACAAGCAAACAGGGGAAUUUUUGGCGCCUUCCUCGAUCUCUCGCCUUGCGACUGUGAACUGUUCCGGCGAACUCCACCGUCGCCGAUCAAACUCCAAACCCUCUUCUCGUUUAAAUAGAAGAUUAUAAGAAAACUGUUUGAGCCUCAAACAAAAACCGUUAACAGUAAAGGGUGAGGAUAAAAAUGAACUCAAAAAAUGAAUCGUCGUCUCCUCAAUCUCCCUCUCCGGUGACGGAUGGCCUAUCGAAAUCACUUUUGACGACUCCGUCGUUGAUCAAAUCCCAAGGUCCAACGAAAGAAUCUAAGGCUGAUCAUUCUCUGUUUCCUUCAUUUAUUCUGCAGAACAUAGCCGUCGAUUCCCAGUCGUCACCUGUCACUCUGUCUCCGUCGAGCAAAACUUUGCCACGAUACCAGAUGAUCCCUAGUCAAAGAAUAAGAUAGCUAACUCCCGCUGCUUCUUCCCCAUCGCUGUAAACCGUCCCCGUCAAUUGAAAAUUACUGGGAGUUGUUUUUACCAUGGGCGGUGCCUUCUGGUCUGUUGCCGAAUGCUUGGAUUUUAUGCUCGUGUGUUGUUUUUGGGGGUGUUCUUAUGUUCUGUCAUACUUGUUGUGUCUUGUCAGAAUAGUAAAGAGUUUUAGUAGGAACUAGGAAGACUAAUUAUCACGAGUUGCAACAAGUUCAUGAUUCGCAGUGAGAGGCAUACGAAUCUGGACUAAGUAGCAUUCGUUUUCCAGGUUAUAUUAUGUUGAUGGAUUCGGUGUGUGGUUCGUUACAUGUCUUAGCAAUUCAGGAAAUGUUUAAGGGUAAGGAGAAUCAACUGCCUAGACUGAAUUGGUCCCAGCAUGCAAAGAUAUACACAGAAUCCUCAAGUUGGAUUAGUAAUGCCCAGAAGCCAGGAGUCAGAGGUCCUGUUUUCCUCUUUGUUUAAUGAACCGGGGCUUGGAUCAUCCAUGUUAUAGGGUUCGUUCCCUUUCCUAAAUGCUUGCGUCGAGGCCAACACGAUGAAUAUGUUUGUUCAGGUUAGAAGCGGUUCAGCUCCACCAAACAACCAAUCCACAUUGGACGAAGAAGUUCCAUACUACACCUUUGAUGUCUCAAACACACCACAAUUUAUUAUCCGGACAUUAGCUAGAGAGUUAGGCCUCUCAAACAAGCGAUCGAAUUAGAGAAGUCGGUUAAAGGUUAUUGUUGAUGCCAAGCUCCGAGGAGUUUUGGGUCCAUCAGUUAUAAUAAAUUCCAGCUAGAAUU
Messenger RNA from Linum trigynum, 2386 nucleotides. The record is from the annotation of a GenBank genome assembly. NCBI's taxonomy places the organism in Eukaryota, Viridiplantae, Streptophyta, Magnoliopsida, Malpighiales, Linaceae.